UCAUCUCCCCAGGGACAAAACAGAACAACCAACCCCACCCCCCGUUCCAGAGCGCGAUCACACAACAGAGCGGUAGCAGUUCCCGGGCCGUUCCCGCCCCGGCCGGCGCCAUGGACUUCGUCUUCGUGGAGAAGCUCCUCGUGGGCCUCCUGGCGGCCGUGGUGGGCGCCAUCGUGGUGUCCAAGAUCCGGGGCCGCAAGCUGAGGCUGCCGCCGGGCCCCUUCCCGGUCCCCAUCUUCGGCAACUGGCUGCAGGUCGGCGACGACCUGAACCACCGCAACCUGGCGGCGAUGGCGCGCAAGUUCGGCGAGGUCUUCCUCCUCCGCAUGGGCCAGCGCAACCUGGUGGUGGUCUCCUCGCCGCCGCUGGCGCGCGAGGUGCUCCACACGCAGGGCGUGGAGUUCGGGUCCCGCACCCGCAACGUGGUGUUCGACAUCUUCACCGGCGAGGGCCAGGACAUGGUGUUCACCGUGUACGGCGACCACUGGCGAAAGAUGCGGCGCAUCAUGACGGUGCCCUUCUUCACCAACAAGGUGGUGCAGCAGUACCGGCCCGGGUGGGAGGCCGAGGCGGCCUUCGUGGUGGACAACGUCCGCGCCGACCCCAGGGCCGCCACCGACGGCGUCGUGCUCCGCCGCCACCUGCAGCUCAUGAUGUACAACAACAUGUACCGCAUCAUGUUCGACCGGCGGUUCGAGAGCAUGGACGACCCGCUGUUCCUCCGCCUCCGGGCGCUCAACGGCGAGCGCAGCCGCCUCGCGCAGAGCUUCGAGUACAACUACGGCGACUUCAUCCCCAUCCUCCGCCCCUUCCUCCGCGGCUACCUCCGGCUCUGCAAGGAGGUCAAGGAGACCCGCCUCAAGCUCUUCAAGGAUUACUUCCUGGACGAGAGGAAGAAGCUGGUGAGCACCAAGGCCAUGGACAACAACGGUGGGCUCAAGUGCGCCAUUGAUCACAUCCUGGAGGCUGAGCAGAAGGGGGAGAUCAACGAGGACAACGUCCUCUACAUCAUCGAGAACAUCAACGUCGCCGCGAUCGAGACGACGCUGUGGUCGAUCGAGUGGGGGCUGGCGGAGCUGGUGAACCACCCGGAGAUCCAGCAGAAGCUGCGGGACGAGAUGGACGCGGUGCUGGGCGUCGGGCACCAGAUCACGGAGCCGGACACGCACAGGCUCCCCUACCUGCAGGCGGUGAUCAAGGAGACGCUCCGGCUGCGCAUGGCCAUCCCGCUGCUGGUGCCCCACAUGAACCUCCACGACGCCAAGCUCGCCGGCUACAACAUCCCCGCCGAGAGCAAGAUCCUCGUCAACGCCUGGUUCCUCGCCAACAACCCCGAGCAGUGGAAGCGGCCCGACGAGUUCCGCCCCGAGAGGUUCCUCGAGGAGGAGAAGCACGUGGAGGCCAACGGCAACGACUUCAGGUACCUGCCCUUCGGCGUCGGCCGUCGGAGCUGCCCCGGCAUCAUCCUCGCGCUCCCCAUCCUCGGCAUCACCAUCGGCCGCCUCGUCCAGAACUUCGUGCUCUCGCCGCCGCCCGGCCAGGACAAGCUUGACACGACUGAGAAGGGCGGCCAGUUCAGCCUCCACAUCCUCAAGCACUCCACCAUCGUGGCCAAGCCCAGGGUGUUCUAGAGCAGCGCCGUGCCGGACGUACGUGCUCUGGAGUUUGGACUUCCAGCAUUUUGGUUUGGUGUUGUAGUACUUUCAUGAUUGUUCGCUCGUCCUAAGUAUACUUGAUUAUAGUAUCUGUCACAGAGUAGACACACGUUUCGUUAAUGUUAUCCGCAAGAAACAGAGGAGCUGAAGAAAGGCCAAACCUGAUGCUGCGAUAAAUUAAAGUUAAAUUCUUGAAA
Messenger RNA from Aegilops tauschii subsp. strangulata, 1852 nucleotides. Its product is annotated as trans-cinnamate 4-monooxygenase. Gene Ontology annotation, biological process: lignin metabolic process. Lineage: Eukaryota; Viridiplantae; Streptophyta; Magnoliopsida; Poales; Poaceae. The record is from RefSeq and is a predicted model, not a curated record. Gene Ontology annotation, molecular function: iron ion binding; heme binding; trans-cinnamate 4-monooxygenase activity.